Molecule: messenger RNA, 14093 nt
Organism: Maniola jurtina (meadow brown)
Lineage: Eukaryota; Metazoa; Arthropoda; Insecta; Lepidoptera; Nymphalidae
Gene: Dhc1
Product: dynein axonemal heavy chain 5
Exons: 48
Coding region: 78-14093 (4671 amino acids)
Biological process (GO): microtubule-based movement
Cellular component (GO): dynein complex
Molecular function (GO): ATP hydrolysis activity; ATP binding; minus-end-directed microtubule motor activity
Source: RefSeq, a predicted model, not a curated record
GAUUAAUAUUUGAUCAUCUUGAAAGUGACGGUUUUUAUGGUUCUCCUGUGACACCCUAAUUCAAAUGAAAUUGUAAAAUGGCUGAUUUAGAAGUUGUUCAGAAAAGACGAGAAGAAUGCGAGCGAAAAGCAAGGCGAGGGGAGAUGGACCCCCGGCUGGAGUUCACCUUCCAACUCCUGAUCGACGGUACCGGCCUCCCCCGACAUGCGAUCAUGGACCAUGUAUUCGAAGGGAAUAUGCUGGAUGAUAUCAAUCAAUUGUUCCUCCCGCAUAUGAGGAAUAAAUUGCUCUGGUACUACCAAGACGUUCAAGAGGUGGAACAACGACCUCAGCCAGAAGGGACUAAAUCGAGACAGCAAGGCCAGGGAAAACAACCACCUCCCCUCAUAACCGUGAAGAGGAAACUCUUUCUAUCCGACGGUUGGGACGUAAAGUUUACGGGAGUGUGCAUUUAUAUGUUUCGUAUAAAUGUAAGCAAACAGUUGCCGGAAGAGGGAUUUCAUAAGGAUUUAUUCUGCGGCAUACUAAACGCAGAACGAGUGGGCCUGGUGACCGCUAUCGAGCGAGUCAUGGAACAUGUCUACAUGAGUGCACUGGCUCACCCUAGCACUGACGGCGAUGAAGAUGAAACACGUUUCCCUAUCGUCAAAAAUCAACUGCUACCCGGCUUGAGGUCCUUUUGCAGUGCCUUAAAAGUAUGCGAAGAGGUGUGCAGUACAAUCAACUUAUUUGAUGAUGGGCAAGCACUCAUGGCGAAUCUAAACGAUCAAGCCGAAUUGAAGGAAAUGAUCAAAAACUCUAGCACUAUCACCACUCUGGAGGAAAGAGUCAAUGAAUGGAUUAAAAAGAUAAUGGAGAUACUGAGUGAAAGCGAACAGCUGAGAAGAGAAGUAGAUUCCAGUGGGCCACAAGAUGAACUGGAGUAUUGGAAAAAGAGAGGAGCGCAGUUUUCUCAACUUGUCUCAUAUCUACAGAACGACGAGGUUCAACUGACUCUAACGUGCUUACAACUUGCUAACUCCAAAGUAAUAAAGGUGUGGCGGGAUACGGACCAUAAGAUUACUUUCUGUUACAAUGAAGCGAAGGAUAACGCUAAAUUCAUUCAAGCCAUGGAGAAAUGCUGUCACUCUUUAUAUUUGGACGACCCUGUUAAGAUAAAAGAUUCUAUAUUGAGUUUGCUUCAAACGGUCAGACUGAUUCAUAGCGUCUCGCAGUUUUACAAUACAUCUGAAAGAAUAUCGUCUUUAAUGGUCAAAAUAACUAAUCAAAUGAUUGAAACAUGCAAACAGUAUAUAACGUGUCGUUUUAAAGAGACCAUUUGGUCACAAGAACGUGACUUGGUGAGAGAAAAGUUGAUACACUGCACGAACCUAAAUAAAACUUACAGGGACAUAUACACUUUUGUGAAAAAUCAACCCUUUCUACCUAAUACAGAACAGUUUAGUUUUUCCGAGAACUACGUGUUCGGCAAAUUCGAUACGUUUUGCAAGAGGCUUAAUAAAAUAAUAACCAUGUUUGACUUGAUGGAUGAUUACAAUCAUUUGUUCGAGAAGCGAAUGGAGGGACUGCUUUUGGGUGAAGAUCUCGAAGAUGCAAUGCAUUCUUUUAACGAAGCAAAGAAAGCAGUCACAUCCUGUCAGUAUGAUUAUCUCGACUAUAGAAACGGUGAAUUUGAUAAAGACUAUCAAGCUUUCGAAGAGAAAACGAAUAAUCUCAAGGAAUCUAUUGGGAAUACCAUUGAAGUAAACUUUUCUAGCGUGUGGGAGACGCCGCAGGGAAUCAAGUUUCUUACUAGAUUUGAAAAGGUUAGCCAGAAAAUACAAAUAACAAAACUAUGCGAGAAAUAUGAUAGAGUUUUAAAGUACAGUGAAAAGGAAGUGGACAAAAUAAUGAAGAUGUUCAAAAGGCAAAAAGACGAUCCUCCAUUACCUAGAAACUAUUCGCCUGUUGCUGGUCGCAUAAAAUGGGCGAGGUGCCUGAUGUACAACAUGACGGAGACCGUGGAGAGCGUGAGCGCGCACCCCGUGCUGCGCGCGCUGCCCACCGCUGGUGACAUGAUGCGCAAGUACUGCGCCACGCGCACGCUCAUCCGUAACUACGAACAGACCAUGCGCGCAGUGUGGAUGAACCAAAACCUAUGGGAUGUAGAUGACAGUCUAAACAAUUCUCUACUGAAAAUAGAUGACUCCGGUCGGAUUAUUGUCAACUUGGAUCAUACGAUCAAAUUACUGAUUAGGGAGUCGGACUGCCUUGUGAAAAUGGGCCUGGAAUUGCCCAUCGUUUGUCACUCACUGUAUGCAAAGAACAAUUACUUCACACUUGUGAACGACUCCUUACAGUUUCUAUUAGAAGAUUAUCUACGUACAGUCCGGCAAGUAAAACUCGAAGUGCGGCCGCUUCUUUUGCCUCAAGUGGUACGGCUUUCUUCCCUAUUACUUCCCGGCCUCCGCACGGUGUUCUGGACGAGCGAGGAUUGGAAGGAGUUCAUUGACCGUGCUAACUCUGCUAUAAAGAGCUUCGAUGUGCUAGUGACUAGAGUACACGACAUCUACACCAAUAGGAUCAUUUAUAUGCUGUCGGGGAUGCAAGAAGUCACUUUACUUUCUCUACCAGAGGAAACCCCCUGGUCUGUGGAUGAGUUUAUAGAACAUGUAGAAAGUGGUUGCCGAAGUGCGUGCGUAGAACUUAAUAGAAAAAGUUUAAUGGUGGAAGAAGCAGUAGAAGAAGUGCUGGAUCUCGUAAAGAAGGCGGCCCAACAAGCCCAACCGAUAGAGAUCAAUCCGGACUUUGAGUUUCUCAUUGCAGAUGAUGAUGCUCAAAUAACCAGCGCUGCAGUGUCGACUAUGAACGAGUCGACUACCAGCGGCCAGCAAGACUGGUCCGCCGUGUGGGAAUGUUUCGAAAGCCCACAUCGGUUGCUAUCCGUACCAGCUGGGGGGCUUUCUAAGGGCAUGCAGGAAAUGGUUAAGAAUGCAGUGAGCGAAAUGCGACGCUACUACAGUCGGAAGGUCAUCGAUGUGCUGAUAAAGGUCACUAGGCGCGCCCUGGAUCUUAUCAUUAAGCAGUUCACACAGGACGAGUUUACGGCAAAUAUUUCGAAACGCCCUAUUUUCCUUCUGCAAGCUACCCUCCUUAUACCAAACGUAUCCGUGAAUCCAACUUUAGAGGAGAUUCAAGAUGUUCUAGUAUUAGCCGGAAAACAUGUAUCAGGAUUAUCGAAAGGAGUUGCCCAGUGGACCGGAGGAAAACCUCCAAAGGUGGGUUGGAAGACACUAGCCGGUCACCAACCGAAACAACUAUUUGAAGUAGUCACGAAGCUUGACGGGCAGGUUCAAUCAAUGUCGGUGCCUAUAAAUAUGGCUCAAAAGUCAAUGAAGAUGGUGGACGCGGCAAGACACAGAAGAAAGAAAUAUUAUAGACUAGAGUCGGAAGAGAAGCCAGUUUUCCCUUUUCAGCAGAAAAAUUUUUAUAAUCACAUAAUGGAAAAUAAAGAAAUUAUGAAAACACUUACUCUGUUAUCCAUGUGCACAUCACACGUUAAAUCGGAAUUAAAUACCCUUGUAAAACGUUGGCGUCCUUACCACUAUUUAUGGAAAUGUGAAAAAACGUUACGUCAGUUGCUGGCUUGGAACCUCAAUGAUUUUGAGCUUGCCUUAAAAAGACAUAGUGAAUUAGAAGCAAAACUAGCCACUGAACCCGACGUACUUAUAAUUGGAAACUGUCUGGCAGUUUCAACAGAAAAACUAAAAUUGGGACUUAACACAGAACUCAAAAAUGGAACUUUCAAGAUAAGUCAAGCAAUGCGUAAGAAAUACAAACGAGAAAUGGAUUACGUGUACGCAAUUAUGAACGAUUUAGAACGUAAGCUGGAAAGACCUAUACGUGAUUUAGAUGAUGUAAGAACAGUAAUGGAAACAUUGAAGAAAAUAAGAGAACAAGAAGUAGAUAUGGAAUUGAAAAUCGAUCCGGUUGAAGAAGCAUUUAACGUUAUAACGAGAUACGAGCUCCCAGUCAGCAAAGAAGAUAUGGAACAAGUUGACAACCUUCGCUACAGCUGGCAACAGCUGCAAGCCACUGCACUCGCAUCUCAUGUUCAGUUACUUACAAUGCAACCUCAAUUCGAAGACGACCUUCAGAACAACUUGGACAGGUUCAGAGAAGAUAAUGCUGAAUACUGUCACGAGUACAGACACGCAGGGCCAAUGCAACCAGGAUUAAGCCCGAGAGAGGCUUCCGAUCGUUUAAUAUUGUUUCAGAAUCGUUUUGAUGGAAUGUGGCGCAAACUUCAAACAUAUCAGAAUGGUGAAGAGCUAUUUGGUUUACCACACACUGAGUAUCCAGAACUUGCGCAAAUAAGAAAGGAAUUGAAUCUUUUGCAAAAGCUUUACAAAUUGUACAACGAUGUUAUCGAUAGAGUCAGUAGCUACUAUGAUAUACCGUGGGGAGAAGUUAAUAUUGAGGAGAUAAACAACGAACUAAUGGAAUUCCAGAAUAGAUGCAGGAAAUUACCUAAGGGACUUAAAGAGUGGCCAGCUUUCUAUGCUUUAAAGAAAACUAUUGAUGAUUUCAACGAUAUGUGCCCACUGCUCGAACUAAUGGCAAAUCGGGCUAUGAAACCUCGCCACUGGCAACGUAUAAUGGAAGUGACCAAAUACAUUUUUGAACUAGAAAAUGAAGACUUCUGUCUGAAAAAUAUUCUAGAGGCACCAUUAUUACAACAUAAAGAAGAUAUCGAGGAUAUUUGUAUAUCAGCGAUGAAGGAAAAGGAUAUAGAAGCAAAGCUUCGGCAAGUCACAAACGAAUGGUCGGUCCACGAGCUUACAUUUCAAACGUUUAAUAAUCGCGGGGAGUUGCUUCUCAGAGGCGAUACAACAGCGGAGACGAUAGGCCAACUAGAGGAUAGUCUAAUGAUACUUGGCUCUUUGUUGUCUAAUCGUUACAAUGCACCGUUUCGAAAACAAAUACAACAGUGGUUAUAUGAUCUUCAAAGCACCAAUGAAAUUCUAGAACGCUGGCUUCUUGUUCAGAACAUGUGGGUGUACCUCGAGGCAGUAUUCGUUGGUGGCGAUAUCGCAAAACAGCUUCCGAAGGAGGCCAAAAGAUUUUCCAAAAUUGACAAGUCUUGGCAGAAAAUAAUGCAGAGAGCACACGAAACCCCUGGUGUAGUUUCUUGUUGUGUCGGUGACGAUCUUUUGAGGCAACUGUUGCCACAUCUACAAGAACAAUUAGAGCUUUGUCAAAAAAGCUUGAGUGGUUACCUUGAAAAGAAGCGCACGAUGUUUCCACGGUUUUUCUUUGUAUCCGAUCCAGCUUUGCUUGAAAUUCUCGGUCAAGCUUCAGAUUCUCACACUAUACAAAACCAUCUUUUGUCGAUUUUCGAUAACAUAAGAUAUGUUAAAUUCCACGAUAUAGAAUAUAACAAAAUGAUAGCAAUAGUAUCCUCUGAAGGGGAAGAAAUCAGACUUGAACGACCAGUGCGCGCAGAAGGCUCUGUGGAAACGUGGCUCACGUCUCUUUUACAAUCUGCGCAGAGCAGUUUACAUUCCAUAAUUCGUAAUGCGGUAUCAAUUAUCAAUGAUCCAGGCCUCAAUCUACUUUUGUUUCUCGAUAAAAUGCCAGCACAGGUUGGAUUACUUGGCAUCCAAAUUAUUUGGACCAGAGAUGCAGAGCUCGCAUUAAUGCAAGCACGACAGGAUAAGAAGAUAAUGAUAGACACAAAUAAUAAAUUUUUGGAACUUUUAAAUACCCUCAUAGAUCAAACGACGAGGGACUUAACGAAAAUUGAACGUACAAAGUUCGAAACUCUCAUUACUAUACACGUUCAUCAAAGAGAUAUUUUUGACAUGUUGUGUCGUUUGAAUGUUCGAUCCGCUAAUGACUUUGAAUGGUUGAAACAAUGCCGGUUUUAUUUUAAAGAGGAUGCCGAUAAAACUUGGAUAUCAGUUACUGAUGUUAUAUUCGCUUACCAAAAUGAAUAUUUGGGAUGUACUGAAAGACUUGUUAUUACGCCUUUGACAGACAGAUGCUAUAUAACCUUGGCACAAGCAUUAGCAAUGAGCAUGGGUGGCGCACCCUGUGGGCCCGCAGGGACUGGGAAGACAGAGACUGUGAAGGAUAUGGGGAAAACUCUCGCCAAAUACGUCGUCGUUUUCAACUGUUCCGAUCAAAUGGACUACAGAGGUCUUGGGCGUAUUUAUAAAGGAUUAGCACAGUCUGGCUCGUGGGGUUGUUUCGACGAAUUCAACCGCAUAGAGCUACCAGUUCUUUCAGUCGCAGCUCAACAAGUUGCCGUGGUUCUCUCUGCUAAGAAAGAGAAGAAAAAAACGUUCCUUUUCACAGACGGCGAUAUGUCGGAAAUGUGUCCAGAGUUCGGAAUAUUUAUUACAAUGAAUCCUGGCUAUGCGGGCCGUAAGGAGCUUCCUGAAAAUUUAAAAAUACAAUUUCGCACCGUGGCAAUGAUGGUGCCAGAUCGUCAAAUUAUCAUAAGAGUUAAACUAGCGUCUUGUGGUUUUCUUGAAAAUAUUACUUUGGCGCGAAAAUUUUAUACAUUGUAUAAACUAUGUGAAGAACAGCUUACGAAACAGGUUCACUAUGACUUUGGUUUACGAAAUAUUCUUUCCGUGUUGCGUACUCUUGGAGCUGUAAAGCGAGUAAAUACAAAAGAUAACGAAAGCACCAUUGUAAUGAGAGUUCUGAGAGACAUGAACUUAUCGAAACUUAUCGAUGAAGACGAACCUUUGUUUAUAUCGCUUGUAGCAGAUUUAUUUCCAAAUCAAGCUUUAGAGAAAACAACAUAUUCUGAACUGGAAGAUGCCGUAAGAAAACAAGUCGAUCUAACCGGACUAAUUUAUCACCCACCUUGGGUCUUAAAAAUAAUUCAGUUGUAUGAAACUCAACGCGUGCGCCAUGGCAUAAUGACACUGGGACCUCCAGGUGCUGGGAAAACUACGUGCAUACAAACUUUAAUGGAAGCGCUGUCAGAUAUUGAGGAUCCACAUCGAGAGAUGCGUAUGAACCCAAAAGCAAUAACGGCUGCGCAAAUGUUUGGUCGAUUAGAUGUCGCAACUAAUGAUUGGACUGAUGGUAUUUUCUCCGCUUUAUGGAGGAAAACACUUAAAAUUAAAACUGGAGAGCAUAUAUGGCUAGUGUUAGACGGACCGGUUGACAGUAUAUGGAUAGAAAAUUUAAACUCCGUGCUGGAUGAUAAUAAAACUUUAACAUUAGCAAAUGGUGAUCGCCUGACUAUGUCGCCUACAUCUAAGAUAAUAUUUGAACCUGAAAACAUUGAUAAUGCAUCCCCUGCCACUGUUUCAAGAAACGGAAUGGUAUACAUGAGUGCUUCAGGAUUAGAUUGGGAACCAGUUUUAAAUGCGUGGCUUAAAUCUAGAUCACCAAGAGAACUAGAAGUGUUUAGUACUUUGUUUCAAGAAACUUUUCUAACCACGUACACCUGGUGCACGCAAAAUCUGACAUUUAGUAUGCGAGUUCUACAAAGUAAUAUUAUAAGCCAAAUGCUGGAUUUAUUAGAAGGAUUGGUACCACCACAAAUUGAAGAAGUGGAAGAGCCUUCUGCAAGUAAAUCUGUUAAUGGUGAUAUUGACGAUGAGGAUGAAAAAGAAAAGGUUGAAGAAAUUGAAUUAUUCACACAUGAGCAUCUACAUAAAAUUUACGUUUUUACAUUAGUUUGGGGCUUCGGAUCUCUAUUGGAGACAGAGGAUAGAUUUCGUUUCGAUACCUUCAUCAAAACCACAUUUAAAACAGUUCUUGAUUUACCAAAGCAUCCUAACAACAAAUCGAGUAUACUUUUCGACUUUUAUGUAAAACAUCCUGGCAAGUGGGUGUUAUGGGAUGAUCUAAUGACAAAUUAUGUUUAUCCCGACGUAGCAACUCCCGAUUACUCGAAUAUCCUUGUACCUAUCGUGGAUAAUGUUCGGAUUAAUUAUCUCAUCCAUUGCAUUGCCAAGCAAGGAAAAGCAGUAUUACUUUUGGGCGAACAAGGAUCAGCCAAAACUGUUAUGAUGAAAGCAUAUAUGAAAAACGCUAAUCCAGAGCAGUUUAUGGGACGAUCUUUCAAUUUUUCUUCGGCAACUAGUCCAUAUCAGUUUCAAAAAACAAUUGAAAGCUAUGUAGAAAAACGUAGUGGAAUGACAUUUGGACCGCCAGGAGGGAAGAAAAUGCUAGUUUUCAUAGAUGACAUCAAUUUACCCCAAAUUAAUGAGUGGGGAGAUCAAAUCACCAAUGAAAUUGUAAGACAAACGAUGAGUAUGGGUGGGUUCUAUAGUUUAGAGAAGCCUGGUGAUUUUACUACUAUUGUCGACAUUCAGUUUUUAGGAGCUAUGGGUCAACCAGGCGGUGGUAGGAAUGAUAUUCCAUCAAGAUUAAAACGUCAGUUUUCAAUAUUCAAUUGUCCUUUGCCUAAUAAAGAAUCUAUCGAUAAAAUUUUCAAAGUAAUUGGUGAGGGGCACUACAACGCCAAGAGAGGUUUUACCGCCGAAGUGAGAUCACUAAUUAAAAAAAUAAUUCCUUUAACUAGGGAAUUAUGGACGAGUACCCGUAAGAACUUAUUACCAACUCCUGCAAAAUUUCACUAUGUAUUUUCCUUGCGAGAUUUAUCAAGAGUGUGGCAAGGAAUGGUAGGCACGUUACCAAGUGUAAUUGAAUCAGAAAAAUGUUUGAUGCUUUUGUGGAAACACGAGUGUUCAAGAGUAUUUUUAGAUCGAUUUACUCAUCAAUCCGAUAAAGAAUGGUUUAAUAGUGCUCUGUACAGUAUUUCUGAGGAACUAUUAGGACCGGAAUACAAAAAAAUGAUGGAAGCGGAUCCUGUAUUUGUGGACUUUAUGAGGGAUGCUCCUGAACCUACAGGAGAAGAAGGCGAAGAUGCCGAUAUGGAAUUACCUAAAGUUUAUGAACCAGUUUUCGACUACUCUGAAUUAAGAGACCGAUUAGAAAUGUUCCUUUCUCAGUUUAAUGAAAUGGUUAGAGGUUCAGGAAUGGACCUUGUAUUCUUUCCAGAUGCUAUGUUGCACUUAGUAAAAAUAUCAAGAGUGAUACGUCAUCCUAGGGGAAAUGUAAUGUUGGUUGGCGUAGGAGGUUCAGGCAAACAGUCCUUAACAAAACUAUCAACAUUUAUAGCAGGAUAUCGAUCUUUCCAAAUCGCUUUGACGAGGUCUUACAACGUCGGUAACUUUUUAGAAGAUCUAAAGUUGCUUUAUAGAUCUUGUGGUGUUCAGGGAAAAGGCACAACGUUUAUUUUUACUGACUUGGAUAUCAAAGAAGAAGGGUUUUUAGAAUACUUGAACAAUAUUUUGUCCUCAGGCGUAAUAUCUAAUUUAUUUACAAAAGAUGAGCAACAGGAAAUAGUUUCAGAGUUGACUCCCAUUAUGAAACGCGAGAAUCAGAAACGAACUUUAACGAAUGAACUAGUGAUGGAAUAUUUUUUGAACAGAACCUGCCAAAACCUUCAUGUAGUUUUAUGUUUCUCUCCUGUAAGUGAAGCUUUUAGAUACCGAGCUUUACGAUUUCCAGCCCUUAUUUCUGGUUGUACUAUUGAUUGGUUUCAACCAUGGCCAAAAGAUGCACUUGUUGCAGUAGCCGACCAUUUUCUUACUGAUUUCGAAAUAGAAUGUACGAAAGAAGUUAAGAAAGAACUCGUAACGGUUCUUGGGACAAUCCAAGAUGUUGUAUCUACUGUUUCUACUGAGUAUUUUCAAAGAUUUCGCCGCUCAUCACAUGUCACUCCCAAAUCUUAUCUCAGUUUUAUUGGUGGUUACAAAACAAUAUAUCAGAUGAAGCAGAAAGAGUUGGGAGAUGGCGCUUUGAGAAUGGAUACCGGUUUAGAAAAAUUACGCGAAGCAUCGAUUUCCGUCGAAGUUUUAAAGAAAGAUCUGGCUGUAAUGGAACAAGAUUUAGCAUUAGCUUCAGAAAAAGCAGACCGCGUUCUUUCAGAAGUUACAGACAGAGCAAUGCAAGCAGAAAUUGUGAAAAACCAAGUACAAAUUGUUAAAGAAAAAGCUGAAGCAUUAGUAGCUUACAUAGCAGAAGAAAAAGAAAAGGCUGAAAGGAAAUUAGAAGCAGCUAAACCUGCAUUAGAAGAAGCUGAAGCUGCCCUCAAUACGAUCAAACCUGCACAUAUAGCUACUGUCAGAAAAUUAGGUCGUCCACCACAUCUCAUCAUGAGAAUAAUGGAUUGCGUUUUGAUUCUCUUUCAACGUCGACUGCAUCCCUUAAUACCAGAUACGGCUGCUCCAUGUCCUAAACCAUCUUGGGCAGAAUCUCUCAAAAUGAUGGCCAGUACUACUUUUUUGUUGCAACUUCAAAACUAUCCAAAAGACAUCAUCAAUAACGAAAUGGUGGAACAUCUUACUCCUUAUUUUGAAAUGGAGGAUUACAACAUGGAUACAGCAAAACGGGUGUGUGGAGACGUAGCCGGUUUGCUAUCCUGGACCAAAGCUAUGGCAUUCUUUCACAGUGUUAAUAAAGAGGUUUUACCUUUAAAGGCCAGCUUAAUGUUGCAAGAAGCAAGGUUAAAGGUGGCAAUGGAAGAUUUAGCAUCUGCGGAAAGGCAGUUAGAAGAUCGUGAAAUGUCUUUGAGGAAAGUGAAAGAUCAGUACGAAGCUGCCGUAUCAGAGAAGCAGCAGCUUACAGACGCUGCAAAUAUAUGCUUGCGGAAAAUGACGGCAGCAACUCAACUUAUAAAUGGACUAGGUGGUGAAAAAAUUCGAUGGACUCAACAAAGUAAAGACUUUAAAGAACAACUAGGUAGAUUGGUAGGUGAUGUAGUUCUUGCCACCGGAUUCUUAUCGUAUUGUGGCCCUUACAAUCAAGAAUUUAGGAAUAGCUUAUUCAAUACUUGGAUGGAUAUAUUGAAAAGCAAAAAAAUUCCUGUAACAGACAAUUUAAACAUCACAAACAUGUUAGUUGAAAAUGCAACGAUAUCUGAAUGGACACUUCAAGGUCUCCCAAAUGACGAGUUAUCUGUUCAAAAUGCACUUAUUGUUACUAAGUCUAGCUCAUAUCCACUUUUAGUAGAUCCACAAAGUCAAGGAAAGAAUUGGAUAAAAAAUAAAGAAUCCUCAAAUGAGUUACAAAUUACGUCAUUAAAUCAUAAAUAUUUCCGAACUCAUCUAGAAGACAGUUUAUCAUUAGGAAGGCCACUUUUAAUAGAAGAUGUUGGCGUUGAAUUAGAUCCGGUGAUAGACAAUGUCCUGGAAAAAAAUUUCAUAAAAUCAGGGUCAAUAGAAAAAGUCAUUGUAGGCGAUAAGGAAUGUGAUGUUAUGCGUGGUUUUAUGCUUUAUAUUACUACAAAGCUUCCUAAUCCCCCUUAUUCCCCAGAAAUCAGUGCUAAAACUUCUAUAAUUGACUUUACUGUAACUAUGCAAGGUCUUGAAGACCAAUUGCUAGGUCGAGUUAUAUUAAUGGAAAAAUCGGACUUGGAAGAAGAACGAGUCGCUUUAUUCGAGUCUGUUAUGAAAAAUCAAAGAAGUAUGAAAGAGCUCGAAAGUAAUUUACUUUGUCGCUUAACUUCUUCAGAAGGUUCUCUGGUAGACGAUGAAGCUCUUAUACAGGUUUUACAAAUAACAAAAUCGACUGCUGAAGAAGUUAAUGAAAAGUUAAAAGUAGCCGAAGUUACUGAAAAAAAGAUUAUUAAAGCCAGAGAAGAAUUUAGAGCAGUGGCAGCGAGAGGUUCCAUAUUGUAUUUCUUGAUAGUUGAGAUGAGCAAUGUUAAUAUUAUGUAUCAAAAUUCGUUAAAACAGUUUCUUACCAUAUUUGAUAACUCUAUAACAAAGUCUACUAAAAGUAACGUUACAGAAGAACGCAUCAAUCUAAUUCUGAAAUACUUAACGCAUGAAGUGUGGGCUUUUACUUUACGUAGUUUGUACGAGAGACACAAAUCGUUAUUCACUUUGAUGUUGGCUAUGAAAAUAGAUUGCCAACGCGGACUUAUUGCUCAUGACGAGUUCAUGGCAUUCGUUAAAGGCGGUGCUUCUUUAGAUUUAAACGCAGUUACUCCGAAACCUUUCAGAUGGAUCUUAGAUAUAACAUGGUUAAAUUUAGUAGAAAUUAGUAAGAUCAAAGUAUUUUCCGAUGUUUUGAGUAAGAUAACGAGCAAUGAAAAAGAGUGGCGUGUUUGGUAUGAGAAAGCAAAACCUGAAGAAGAAGUUAUUCCCAGCGGAUACCAUGAAAGCCUCGAUGUUUUUCGAAAACUUUUACUCAUCAGAUCAUGGAGCCCGGAUCGCACACUUUCACAAGCUAGAAAGUACAUCGUUGAUUCGCUCGGUCCAGAAUAUGGCGAAGGAAGAAUUCUCAACCUAGAAGCUACGUGGGAAGAAUCAGAACCUCGGACUCCACUUAUUUGUAUACUUUCAAUUGGAUCCGACCCUUCUGCACAAAUUGCAUCAUUAGCUAAACAUAAAGAAAUAGUUUUGAAAGCAGUUUCCAUGGGUCAAGGUCAAGAAAUCGUUGCCCGUAAAAUGAUAUCUGAUUCUAUGUGUGACGGAGGUUGGGUACUCUUACAAAAUAUUCAUUUAUCACUGCCUUUUUGUGUAGAAGGUAUGGAUGCAUUAAUCGAAACGGAACAUAUACAAGAAUCAUUUCGUCUUUGGCUAACCACUGAAGUACACACUGACUUUCCAAUAGGGCUUUUGCAAAUGGCCAUCAAAUUUACGAACGAACCUCCUCAGGGUAUAAGGGCCAGUAUGAAAAGGACAUAUCAAAAUAUAACGCAGGACACGUUAGAUUAUUCAUCUUUAUCCCAAUGGCCACCUCUUUUAUAUGCAGUGGCAUUUUUGCACACUAUUGUUCAAGAAAGAAGAAAAUUCGGUCCUUUGGGAUGGAAUAUACCAUACGAAUUCAAUCAAGCCGAUUAUGCAGCGAGCGUACAAUUUAUACAAAAUCAUCUGGAUGAAAUAGAUCCCAAAAAAGGUAUUUCGUGGCCUACAAUCUGUUAUAUGCUUGGAGAGGUUCAAUAUGGUGGUCGAGUUACCGAUGACUUCGAUAAACGUUUACUCACAACAUUUACUAAUGUGUGGUUUUGCGAUGUACUACUCAGACCGGGUUUUGAGUUUUACAAGGGCUAUAAAGUACCCCAAACGAGAAAUUUGCAGGGUUACGUAGAUUAUAUCAAUCAGUUGCCGCUGACUGAUACACCUGAGGUGUUCGGCUUGCAUGGCAAUGCCGAUAUAACUUAUCAAAUUAACAGCGCAAAAGAUAUAUUAGACACCAUACUGAGUGUACAACCCAAAGAAGGUGGCUCUCAAGGCGGGGAAACGAGAGAAAGUAUAGUGUAUCGGCUAGCUGAAGAUAUGUUAGAGAAAUUACCUAAACAAUAUAUAACCUUUGAGGUAAGAGAAUCUCUUCAGAAAAUGGGCGCUUUUCUACCGAUGAACAUCUUUUUAAGACAAGAAAUAGACCGCAUUCAACUGGUUAUUAAAACGGUUCACACGACACUUUGCGAUCUAAAGUUAGCGAUUGACGGGACUAUUGUAAUGAGCCAAGCGUUGCGGGAGUCUCUCGAUGCCAUGUACGACGCCCGAAUUCCCCAAUCGUGGUCAAAGGUAUCAUGGGAGUCGGCAACUUUAGGUUUUUGGUACACGGAACUUUUGGAGCGUGAACAACAAUACCGUGCCUGGUUACGAAAUGGCAGACCUAGUGCUUUCUGGAUGACAGGCUUUUUCAACCCUCAGGGCUUCCUCACCGCAAUGAGACAGGAGGUGACUCGUAGUCACAAAGGCUGGGCAUUGGACUCCGUAGUACUCCAAAAUCACAUUACAAAGCUGAAUCGAGAGGAUGUCCAUGAAGGGCCUACUGAAGGUGUAUACGUACACGGACUGUUUCUGGAAGGAGCAUCACUGGACAGAAAAUCCGGAAAGUUGAUCGAAUCCAAGGCUAAAGUUCUGUAUGAACAAAUGCCGGUCAUCUAUAUAUUUGCCAUCAACACAACCGCGGGGAAGGACCCCAGGCUGUACGAGUGUCCGAUCUACAGGAAACCGCAACGAACUGAUGCCAAGUACAUCGGCUCUAUCGACUUUGAAACUGAUAGCAAUCCUCGACACUGGACGUUGCGCGGCGUGGCCCUUUUGUGUGAUAUUAAAUAA